Molecule: messenger RNA, 565 nt
Organism: Nicotiana attenuata
Lineage: Eukaryota; Viridiplantae; Streptophyta; Magnoliopsida; Solanales; Solanaceae
Product: sodium/hydrogen exchanger 7-like
Exons: 3
Biological process (GO): proton transmembrane transport
Cellular component (GO): membrane; chloroplast envelope
Molecular function (GO): sodium:proton antiporter activity
Source: RefSeq, a predicted model, not a curated record
GUAUGAUUGCGUCCUAAAUCUUCUCUUUUCCCUCUGUGUCACAACAUAGUAUAGUUUAAUACUGCAAUUGAUCAUCAUCACCACUAUUAUAUAGAAACCUAAAACUGAAGUUUUGAGCUCAUUUGAAGUUAAAACGUAAUUUUCGGAAAUCACAUUCUAAGUCAACUGCCAUUGAUAUUCGACUACAUGAACUGCUAUUGUUAAAGAAAUUGCAAUGGAGUCGAUAGUAUUAACGACGCCGUUUAGAGUGCUUGAGGAGUCAACAAGUAGUUCAGAAAGUUCAGGUUCGGAUCCUACAAACGCAGUGAUAUUUGUAGGGAUAAGUUUGCUAUUGGGAAUCGCUUGCAGACACGUGUUGAGGGGUACCAGAGUUCCUUACUCUGUCGCUUUGCUUGUUCUUGGCAUUGGCAUUGGCUCUUUAGAAUAUGGAACACAUCAUGGGUUGGGAAGGAUUGGAGAUGGUAUUCGUAUCUGGGCAAACAUUGAUCCUGAUCUUCUGUUGGCGGUUUUCCUUCCUGCUCUUCUUUUUGAGAGUGCUUUCUCAAUGGAAGUUCACCAGAUAAAG